Astyanax mexicanus (Mexican tetra) is the source of this 5493-nucleotide messenger RNA. RefSeq names its product nidogen 2b (osteonidogen) (gene nid2b). The transcript has 19 exons. The coding region runs from base 1689 to 5177 and encodes 1162 amino acids. Gene Ontology annotation, molecular function: calcium ion binding. NCBI's taxonomy places the organism in Eukaryota, Metazoa, Chordata, Actinopteri, Characiformes, Acestrorhamphidae. Gene Ontology annotation, biological process: cell-matrix adhesion. The record is from RefSeq and is a predicted model, not a curated record.
GGUUUCUGUGUAAGAGGGCGUGCCCUCUGUUUGGGAGUGACCUGAACAGCGUAAGGGGCGUGGUUUCUGUCUAAGAGGGCUGGGGGUUCUGUUUGGGCGUGGCCUGAGCAGUGUAUGGGGCUGUGGUAUUUGUGUAAGAGAGCCAGGUCUCUGUUUGGGCGUGGCCGGGACAGUGAAGAGGGAGGUGUGUUUUCCGUAUAAGAGGGCGUGGUCUCUGUUUUGGAGUUUCUGGGUGAGUCACCAGUUUCAGUUUAAGCUUUUUAUUGGUAAAAAUGGUACAUCAGCGUUUUAACGUUCUGCUUAAAAUGAUAAAUAUGAAAUACUUUAAUAAAAAGGCUGUAAUUUUUUUUAGACAAAGUGGUACAGUACCAGAGAAGUCACAUUAUAAUGGAAGCCUAUUUCCACCACCUAAAAAUAUCUAUUUUUUUUAUCAUGCUGUUCUGACAUACCUAGUAUUUCUACUAAGAAAUAGUUUUAAGGUACUAUCCCAUUAUUUUGAGAUACUAUCUCAUUAUUUUGAGAUGUUUUAAUUACCUACUGAUUAUUUUAAAGUACUAUCUUAUUAUUUUGAGAUAUCUAAUUUUUGAAGAUAUUAUUUAAUUGUUACAUACUAAGUCAGAAUUUUGAGAUUUCGAGGAGAAAUUGAAGGCAAAAUGUAUAUGUCAAAAUAGCGACUAAAUUAGUAUAAAUAAUUAGAUAGCAAAUUAUGUUAUAAUUUGAAAUAUUUACUACAGGUGACGGGAAUGUACAUUUCAAUUGUCAAAGACUAUGGGAUGAUGAGGAUUUUGGUAGUUAAACCAAUAAAUAAACCAUAUAAAUAAAUACUCAAUCUCCUGACCCAUUAGCACCAGAUUGCUAUUAGUAUAAGAACACUAAGUUUGCAAAGGUUUAUAUUGAAAAAAGAAGCACAUGGCCUUGGAGGAAAUGUACGUUUGUUUAAGGAGACAGCAACAGAACUUGUGGGCAGUUCCCAUCUACAGGGCUAUCAGUGGGUACAUGUCCAACUGAUAUUUUUUUGGCCCUAAUACGCUGUCGUAAAAUGAUGUCAAAUCACUAAUACUGUUAAAGAUAUGGCUCAUUUCAUUUUAGCUUUUACAGUUAAGGAACAGUAUUUGUGUACCAAAAUAGUACUUAUUCUUUUAACACUCCACUGUCAGUCAGUGUUUACUACAGUGUUUACAAUAUUUAACAGUACAGUCAAAUUGUGUUUUCAUACACUGAGUACACUAAAAUAUUAUAUACCCAUUUGUCUAUGUUUGUGGUGUGGAUUAUAAGCAAACGACAAUAUGCAAAGAUCAUAAAGACAAUAGGCACUAGGACAAUAAAUGUUUAUUUGUGUACACAUGUGAAUACAUAUUGUCUGUGGCUCUAAAAGAAAUCACAGAGUAAGGGUUGCUUGUUCACUUAUGGUGGCCAUUCCCAGUAUUAUAUAAGGGACAUAUAAGGCAUUUGGUGCUCUUCCAAAUGAAUUUGAUGUAUUUAAUGUAAAGUUAUAUCUGUCUGUUCCGUGCUGAAGUCUAAAGUAGGAGUCGCUCCACACUCUACACUAUCCAAAACUCCCUCAGAAAUUUUGGUAUUUUUAUGGCCUGUGGUCAGGCCAUCCUCUCAAUCUAAAUUAGCACUUUGUCUCAUCUCAUGAACUCCACUAACAGUGCAGGCAGUUUCAGAAAGAGCUACAGAGUCGCACGAUGAAGACCUGCAGAGUCUUAGUUUUAGUUUUUCUAAAUUUCUAUGCAAUAAAUGCCAAUCCAAACGACAAAUUCUUCCCUUUUGGAAUAUCUGAGGGAGAUGCAGCUCUACAGACGGGUGAUGAUGAAGUGUCCCAGCCGCUGAAACUUAAAAGGCCUCUGCAGUUUUACGACACGCAGUUCAACGUUGUUUACGUGGGCACCAAUGGGCUUCUGUCCUCUCAGCCUCCCCCUAAAGAAGAUCAAUAUUUGAGCAGCGGGUUUCCUCUGAGCUUCCCGGCUGUUGCACCGUUUCUGGUGGAUGUUGACACCAGUGUGGGAAGAGGAUCUGUGUACUAUCGCUCUGACAGCUCAUUCAGCUCGCUGACUCGGGCGACUCAGGCCAUUCAGCAGGCCUUUCCUGGGAGCCAGUUUAGACCCACUCACUUGGUCAUCAGCACAUGGGAUCAUGUGGCCUGUUUUAAGGAAGAUGCAUCAAAAGGAUAUUGGGUAAGCAGCUUCCAAGUCAUUUUGGCAGGAAAUAAGACAGACACUUUCGCACUAUUCCUGUAUGCUGAUAAUGGCACGCAGUCAUCUGAAAACAGUCGUGACGUCAUGGGUGCAGAAGCUGAGCUUGGGGUUCUUGCAGGCUUCAGCAGGGGAGACACGUCCGUCACAGAUGAACUCUACCACAACCUGUACAGCUCGAUGGAAAGUGCCAGCAAACUCUUUCAGGAGGGAAACUCGGGUAUUAAAGGCUUGUGGAUUUUCCAUAUUGGAAGCAGCCGCUACUCUUUCCAGAAGAUAAUAGGUGCUGCUGGUCCACUGGCCGAGAGCACUGAGAAACCCAUCACCACAACACCCAUUCAGGACCAUAAUAUCCCGGAAGAACACAAUACAGUCACACCUGCACUCAUCAGAGAUGAAGCUGAAACUACCCCAGUGCCCCCAGUAAACGGCAGCGCAUCCCCCAGCCUGUGCGGCUCAAUCCUGCUGGACUGCUCCCAAGACGGCUACUGCACUGACUUCCCCCGCGGACCCUGCUGCCUCUGUCGCUCUGGAUAUUACGGCAAUGGCAGACAGUGUUUACCCAUGGGUGUGUCUCAGCGUCUGAAUGGAAAGCUGAGUGGUCACGUGUCUGUCGGAGCUGUUGAUGUUCAGGUAGACAAGGCGGAUGUCCACGGCUAUGCUGUGCCGGGGGAAGGCAGAGUUUACGUCUCUAUCAGUCCCAUCCCUCCGCAGGUUGGGUGGGCUCUCAUGGCCGUCAGUCCACUGGUCUCCACAUUUGGCUGGCUGUUUGCCCUCACUGUGCAAAACCAUCAAAACGGCUUCAGUAUUACUGGUGCUGAGUUUUCACACAGGGCAGAAAUGACAUUCUAUCCAGGGAAUCUUCGCUUAAACAUCACUCAGCAGGCUCGGGGCAUGGACUAUCUCAACCACCUGAAAAUGGAGGUUCAUGUCAGCGGAAACUUACCCAGCAUUCCCAGUGGAGCUAAAGUUCAGUUCCAGCCUUUUAAGGAGACACUUCAUUACAAUCAGUCAGGUGACCCUGUAAUAACAUCAUCCAGUCUGCAUCAGUACAUGGUGGUGUCAGAGAAUGGCGGUUCUGAGACGUUCUCCUAUCUGCUACAUCAGAACAUCAGUAUACAGGGGUGUGAGAAUGCUCCACUCACCAUCCCCGACUUCCAUCAGCUGAGUGUGGAGCAUGUCAUGGUUAUGUACAGCAGUGAAGGAAGCAUUCUUAAAUACUCCAUUAUUAACACUGUGGGACCUGUGGGAGGUGAGCUGCCAGAUCUGGUGGAGCUGAAUCCGUGUCAGUCAGGGAAACAUUACUGUGACCCCAUGGCCCUGUGUCUGCCGGGAGAGGGGCUGCAGUACCACUGCCAGUGUGCCAUGGGCUUCAGAGGCGAUGGAAGGAACUGCUAUGAUGUGGAUGAGUGCACUGAGGGUCUGAGUUCCUGUGGUCCUCAUUCAGAGUGUGUGAACAUGCCCGGCAGCCACCACUGCCUGUGUGAAGCAGGCUACGAGUUUGAUUUCGACUGGAAAGUGUGUGUGGAUAUUGACGAGUGUGUGCUGAAGCUGUGUCACCCAUUGGCUUCCUGCUCCAACACGCUUGGUUCCUUCCACUGCCGCUGCUGGCCUGGCUAUGAGGGGGACGGCUUCCUGUGCCAACCACAGAAGCAGGUGGAGCUGGUCAUGUCAGUGUGUGAGCGCCACAGAGACAGUCUGUUGAAGGGUCUGCAGAGUUGGGGGGGUGACGCCAUGCUGCAGGAUUACAUCCCUCAGUGUGAUGAGAAGGGCCAGUACAAACCACUGCAAUGUCUGGGAUCAACUGGACACUGCUGGUGCGUGGACAGCAGGGGGCAGGAGAGAGUAGGAACACGGACGCUGCCGGGGACAGCACAUGCUAACUGCGACCAACCAGCCCCUCUGGUCCCGAGGGCGGAGACGUUGUGCGAGCGCUGGAGGACCACUCUACUGAGUCACUAUGGUGGCCAGCCUGACCCUCAGGACUACGUGCCCCAGUGUGACGCACGUGGACACUUCCUAUCUGUGCAGUGCUACGGCAACAGCAGCUACUGCUGGUGUGUGGAUUCCCAGGGCCGGGAGGUGAUGGGAACACGAUCGCAUGAUGCAGUAAAACCUGCCUGUAUCUCGUCUGUCCCGUUGGUGGUUCAGUCAUCAGUAUAUCCAGUAGUGACCUCUUCACCCUCAGGACCAGCACUUCUUUUUGCCCACGGAUCAGAAAUCCAAGUAAUUCCUUUGGAUGAUUCCCAUCCAGUCCAGGGAAAGUCCGCUGUGCUGCUGUCUGAACAUGACUCUGUGGUGGUUGGGAUUAGCUUUGACUGCCAGGAAAACACUCUGUACUGGAGCGACAUGGCCAGACGCUCCAUUAGCAAAGUCAGUUUAGUGUUUGGUGCAGAGCCAGUCACCAUCAUACACACAGAUGUGGUCACUCCGGAGGGUGUCGCGGUGGAUGCUGUUCACAGACUGCUGUUCUGGGUGGACAGUGGAAGUGACCAGAUCGAGGUGGCUGAUUUAAACGGCCAAAACCGGAAAGUUCUUUUUGACACUGGCCUGGUCAAUCCAAGGGCCAUCACAGUGGACUUCACCAGCAGUACUCUGUUCUGGACGGAUUGGGACCGUGAUGACCCCAGAAUCGAGAGUUCCUCUCUGGAUGGCCUUCGCAGAAAAGUGUUGGUUGGUAAAGGACUCAAACUGCCCAAUGCCUUGACCCUGGACCCUGUAACACACCAGCUGUGUUGGGCAGAUGCAGGCACAAAGAAACUGGAGUGUGUGGCUGCAGAUGGAACAAAAAGGCAGGAGAUAAACAGUGAACUUAACUACCCGUUCAGUCUGACCGUUUAUAACGAACACAUCUACUACACUGACUGGGAGAGAGAUGGAAUAAUGGUCAUCAACAAAGUAACCGGAAAUCAUACAGAAUAUCUCCCUGUGGCAAAAGACAAUCUGUAUGGAAUUACACUCAUCCCCUCACAGUGUCUGUAGGUGAGUGCCCUGUGAAAGAAGUCCUCAGCAGUGCAGAGCAAAGUUUUUCUUUCUUUGUGGAGAUUUAAUAAAGCUUUAUUUUAAAACAUGUAUUAAUUAAAAGCAGAUGUCCAACAAUUAUUUACAUCUAAUUAUCAGCAAAGAGCUUUCAUACAAGAUCCUCAGAUCAGGUGUUUUUUCCAGCAGAUGGCGCCACUAACCCAGAGAUAAUCUCUAUCGCGUGGCUCACAUAUAUGUCUAGUUGUAUGUAGAGUUCCCAAACAUAUAAUUCAAUAGAUGCUUAAUGACAGCAGUAAAUAUAACCUUCCAAAAAACG